AUGUCAAUUCGGGAACAACUGAUAUAUUUAAAACAUAAAGAUGUCUAUUCCGGUUAUGAACAUUUUGGUGGAGACUACACAUCCAAUGAAUUGGCAACACAGGCCCUGGUUUUAAUACCAAUUGGUACGUCAGGUUCAUGGAAGUAUCCCCUUGCUUACUUUCUGUUCAAAAAGCAUGUCAGCAACUACGCAACAAAAUUAAUGUCCUGGAACCCAAAAAAUCACAUAACUAGAAUAAAUAUAACGGCCUUCGCUCACUUUCAACGGUCGAACGAGGAGCUUACUUCCGGAGGGGAGUUGGAGGGUGAUUUUUCGUUCGAGUCAAAAGUUACGAUCGUUAAGGAAUAUUGA
Messenger RNA from Helobdella robusta, 351 nucleotides. RefSeq lists its product as hypothetical. The record is from RefSeq and is a predicted model, not a curated record. Lineage: Eukaryota; Metazoa; Annelida; Clitellata; Rhynchobdellida; Glossiphoniidae. The transcript has 2 exons. The coding region runs from base 1 to 351 and encodes 116 amino acids.